GCUCCGCUUCCUUGGUCUGAUGUCGGCCCCGAUGGCCAGUAGCGCGUUCAUCGACGAAGUCCUAGGAGAACAAAUCAGCGCAUAUGCAAAUCUCGCGGGGUUUGCUCUCCUGGUAUAUGAUUAUUGUCUCACAGUUCAUCACGAAAUACAUUGGUUAUGGGGUGAAAAGUGGACUUGGGGGCGAGUGGUUUUUACCAUUGCUCGAUAUUCUCCUUUUCCUGGGUUGGCAUUGACUGUCAUUGCUGCGCUUGAGGCGGUGACUUUUAAGUCGUGCAAGCAGUCACAGGCAACGAACUAUAUCCAUAUAGCGAGUAUCGUUGCAGCCGAAGGGCUCCUCAUGAUGCGUAUAUGGGCAUUCUGGGGCUGCAGCCGCCGUCUGCUAGUCAUCCUCCUUACUACCGCUGCGAUAUUCCUUGGUCUUGCUAUUGGGCUAACCAGCUACGUAAGCGAUCUACUCCCAGGAAGGCAACUGCCAGUCGGAACCCUUUCCGAUGCAUGCAACUUCUCAACGGGUCGUUCGAGCACUAUCCAGUACGGAUUUCUGGUGGUAUACGAGCUAAUACUUCUCUCUCUCACAAUAUGGCGCUGGUUUGCCUAUCACCGAUCCACUCAUUCACAGCUCGUCAACACUGUCUAUCGAGGAAGCAUUUUCUACAUAAUGUGCAUGACCGGUUUCUCCUUGUUUAACAUACUGAACGCAGCCGUAUCUCCAGCAUACCACAAUGAAUACCUGGACAGUUUGCAGAUCACUAUGCACAGUGUUCUGAGCGCGCGGAUUUUCUUUCGCAUGCGCGAGACUACCGAGGAAACUCGUGAUUCCCCACUGCCAAGCCACAUGUCGAGUUUCCGUGUCGCUGAUCCCGCAGCCGCCACAGCCGACACGUACAGGUCUAGCAUGGAUGACACCAUUGUUGGCCAUUAGACAUGGGUAUAUCAGGAAACUAAGCCAGUGCAGUCGAGAUCGACAGAAUAAUAUCAGUAGUAGGCUAGUAGCCUGAGCGAUGGAAAGUGGUUAACAAUGAAGAUGCACAGUCC
Coniophora puteana RWD-64-598 SS2 is the source of this 1035-nucleotide messenger RNA. RefSeq lists its product as uncharacterized. Bases 32 to 922 code for a protein of 296 amino acids. NCBI's taxonomy places the organism in Eukaryota, Fungi, Basidiomycota, Agaricomycetes, Boletales, Coniophoraceae. The transcript has 13 exons. The record is from RefSeq and is a predicted model, not a curated record.